Molecule: messenger RNA, 894 nt
Organism: Theileria annulata
Lineage: Eukaryota; Apicomplexa; Aconoidasida; Piroplasmida; Theileriidae
Exons: 2
Coding region: 1-894 (297 amino acids)
Source: RefSeq, a predicted model, not a curated record
AUGUCCACCUUGAAGUUCGAAAAGCUUUUGGCAGGUCCCUCAGUUGACCUUUUUGAGAAAGACUUUCCACACAACAAUGUUUGGCAUGUCGAGACACUUUCAAAAGAGCCAACGCUCGAUAUGUCAUCAGACUUUCGCUUGACUAGAACUGAAGAACUAACGGGACUAGUCACGCUUAAAAAUGUUUUCCAAAAUUUCGCAACUGAACUCAGCUUAAACUCCACAGGAGUUCACCAUCUGGACGUUACAACCAAGUUGCCCUUUUUACCUGACGCCACCGUCGGCUCGAAAUAUUUGUACGACACCGACAAAAACCAUCAUCACUUUUUGCUGUCGUCACAGGUGGAAAAUAAGUUCAUGUGGAGCAGACUAGAGCUAAAGCCGCUGGACUUCGAAUAUAAUUUCUUUUCACUGUUCAGAUUGGGCUCCAUGCAUAGGUGCCUGUUGGGAGCUGAAGUUUCGGGCCACAAACUCGGCAAGUUAAAUGUUACUCUGGGUUCCGCAUACAAAAGGGAAUUUGGAAAUAAUAACUUUUUGUUGGCAAUGAGAUUGUUUGGAAAUAAGGACGACUAUCUUAACCGCCUUGUUGGUAAUGUGCACAUGUCUAAAAACGAAGAAGUGAAGCCUGCUGUUUUGGGUGUAACAUUAGAACACCUUUUGAAAGAAAAAAAGACCAAAUUAACCUUUGGAGCCCACUGGCACUUGACCACCUUGGACGACCCCCACGCCUCGUUUGUCAAAGCCAAAGUCGACAAUGAAGCCAGAGUCGCACUUUCAUUCUGCCAGAAAUUCAACUCACUAGUCACAUUCCUUUUCGGAUUCGACUUUAACGGAAAGAGCCCAUUACAUGAACCAGAUGUUAAUUAUGGACUCAAAUUAACACUCAAAACAUAA